AUGCAAGUUGACGGCCAGCGGGAGCGGAAAGCUGCAGCAAUGACGGGGCGGAAUGAACCCUUUCUCGCAACCAAGCCUCCCACCAAGCACCCAAAAGUGCUUGAGGAUGUUCAUGCCGAGCAUAGCAAUAAAAAUUUCGCAUCGCAAGGAAAUGAGCCCAAUGUUGGCUCCCCAAAGCAAAAUGCGUUUUCUCUCACCAGUCUGUGGAAGAGAGGGGGGCAUCACAUGCGCCGCUUGAGUAGGCCAGAAAACACUCAACCUCAAUCACCCAAGCCAGCCUCAUCGCCCACUCCAGUCGAAGCGCCCUCGCCUAAACCAGAGGUGCAGCCUGAGAGAGAUCCGUCGGAUUUAAAUCCAGAGAUUUCGAGCGUGCCGAUUUUGAAAAAGAGCAAUGCGUUCGACCUAGACUCCAUUAUCUGGGACGAAUCCUCUGGAAAUCGCAAGAACUAUCAAACCCCCGUCGACCUUGACAACAUUAUCGCCAGGCUCUUGCAGGUCGGACACUCUAAGCCUACAAAGAGGGUCUGCAUCGAAAACGCCGAGAUUAUUGCAGUUUGCGCGGCUGCACGCAACCUUCUUCUGUCACAGCCGAUCCUGCUAGAACUGGACGCCCCCAUCAAAAUCGUCGGUGAUAUCCAUGGUCAAUACCCGGAUCUCAUUCGACUAUUCGAGCAAUGUGGACGCCCUCCUCUAUCCAACUACCUUUUCCUAGGAGACUAUGUCGACCGCGGCAAACAGAGUCUUGAGACUAUGCUUCUGCUUCUAUGCUACAAGCUUAAAUACCCGGGCAAUUUCUUCCUGUUACGAGGUAAUCAUGAAUGCGCCAGCGUCUCCCGUGUCUAUGGAUUCCAUGACGAAUGCAAGCGAAGAUGCAACAUCAAGAUCUGGAAGACAUUCACCGAUGUCUUCAACUGCCUCCCGAUCGCUGCGAUAGUCGCAGAGAAAAUUUUCUGUGUCCAUGGCGGUCUUUCACCUAAUCUUUUCGACAUGAACGAAAUUCGCAAACUCACACGUCCCAUCGAAGUGCCCGAACACGGUCUUCUAACCGAUCUUUUAUGGAGUGACCCCGCAAAUAUCAAAGACUGGGGACCCAAUCCCGACCGUGGCGUUAGCUGGUGCUUUGGGAAACCGGUUGUUGCGAAAUUCCUCAAGCGCAACAAUUUGGACCUAGUCUGCCGAUCGCAUGCUGUUGUGGAAGAGGGAUAUGAAUUUUUUGGCAAUAAAGGCCUUGUUACGAUUUUUUCCGCACCGAAUUACUGUGGUGAAUUCGACAACUGCGGGGCCAUCAUGUCCGUUUCAAAAGAGCUUCUUUGCAAUUUCGUUAUGCUGAAGCCACCGAAUUGGAAGCCACCGUCCAAGAGAUCUGCAAAUGUCAAGGAAUCUACUUCUAGAGAGAAGGCUCUGUGA
Molecule: messenger RNA, 1407 nt
Organism: Penicillium cosmopolitanum
Lineage: Eukaryota; Fungi; Ascomycota; Eurotiomycetes; Eurotiales; Aspergillaceae
Product: Serine/threonine-protein phosphatase PP-Z
Exons: 2
Coding region: 1-1407 (468 amino acids)
Cellular component (GO): nucleus; cytoplasm
Molecular function (GO): protein serine/threonine phosphatase activity
Source: RefSeq, a predicted model, not a curated record